Paramecium octaurelia is the source of this 1140-nucleotide messenger RNA. The record is from the annotation of a GenBank genome assembly. Lineage: Eukaryota; Ciliophora; Oligohymenophorea; Peniculida; Parameciidae.
ACUAAAUGAAUUUUCAAGCCUCUGAAUAUCGAAUACUCUCCAAUUUAGGUUCUGGCUCUGGUCAUUAAGUCAUGAAGGUUUAACACAAUUCAACUUCUCAAAUUUUAGCCAUGAAAAUUGAAAAAAGCCCUUAAUUAGGCCAGAUUGAAACUGAAAUCUCAAGACUUGAACAGCUCAAGGGCCUAGACGGUGUCCCCUAAUUGAUUGAUUCCGGUAAAACCAAAGAUUUUCGGUAUUUUUAUUCACUUAUUUAUCUUAGAAGCUACUUGAUCACACCCAUCUUGAAAAGAAACCUUUAAGAAAUACUAAAAGACAAUUCGAUGACAGUACCAUAGAUACUGAGCAUUGGAUUAAGUAUUUUAAGGGUUUUGGAAUAAGUUCAUAAAAAACACAUUCUGCACCUUGAUAUAAAACCAGAAAAUAUCAUGAUUACUUCGCCUCACAUAAAUGUUCCGAUAGAGGAAAUUGCAAGACCUGGAUUUGUUCAUUUAAUAGAUUUUGGAUUGUCACAGAAGGCUGGAUAAUCGAUUUCUUAAAAUAAGGUUUUUGUGGGUUCACUAAGAUAUGCAAGUAGAUGGGCUCACAAAGGAAAUUAACUGCAUUAUAAAGAUGAUUUGGAAAGUCUCCUAUACGUAUUAGUGUACCUGAGAAAUAGUAAGUUAUUGAUUCGAAUAUUUAGGGAUGCUUCCAUGGCAGACAGUCUAACAAUAUUAAUCCUAACAGUUAGAAAUUCGAAAAAUCGGGGAAAUUAAGGAUGCUGUAUUUAACUCUAUGAGUCUGGUGCAAAGAUUUCCAUAAUAAUUUAUAGCAUUUAAGACUUAUAUUGAUGGAUUACCUUAGACUGAGAUGCCUAAUUAUGAUUACUUAAAAUCCUUAUUUAAGUAAAUUUUAAAUUUAGAAAAAUGUUCUCCUACAUUGCAGUAUACAGCGUCGAUUACACAUAGUAACUCAUUCAAAGAAUCAAACUAAAUUUAAAAUUCAGAUAAAAUGAUUUCAAUGUUUUCAAACCUCUAGAGACAAGAUUAAGUAUAGAGAGACGAGGAUUUAUCUGAGUCUGAAACAUCUGUAAUAUUGAUUUCAGAUUGGAUAAAAACGUGUAAUACAUAAAAACCUAAGUCGAUUGUUGAUAUCAAAUUUUGA